GAGCAGCUGUUCGCUGGUGGCCGUGCGCUUCCUUCGAGGGGAGGAAGGAGAUCGUGAGAUGAGCGUGCGGGCCGGGCGGGAGCGCGGGCGCCAUGGCAUCGCUGUUCCCGGCUAAAGGCGUGGGGAGAGCGGACAGAGGCGACGACUGCAGCUCCGGAGAAGAGGAGAGGGCGGCCGCGGCCGUGAUGGUCGUGGGCGGCCUGGGGGAGUCUCCAGGCCCUGGUUCCGACUCGGAGAGCCGCUCGUCCUCCCCGCUGAACCUGACGGAGCAGUUCGAGAGGGCGGCGCAGCGCGUCCCGACGCUGGUGGCUGCGGCCAGCAAGGAGCAGCUCCUCUACUUGUACGCGCGCUAUAAGCAGGUCAAAUGUGGUAGCUGCAAUGUUCCCAAACCUGGAUUUUUUGAUUUUGAAGGAAAGCAGAAAUG
This is a messenger RNA of Python bivittatus (Burmese python), 424 nucleotides long. The record is from RefSeq and is a predicted model, not a curated record. Lineage: Eukaryota; Metazoa; Chordata; Lepidosauria; Squamata; Pythonidae.